AUAAGAAUUCAUCGAAUAACAUUCAGUAUAGGAUACAUAAAAUAGCAGAGCAACACGACUCCAAGAGCAUGGCUUCUAAUACGAAUAAUCAUCCUCUCCCCACGGGAAACCAUUGUGUAACACUUACAUCAACCUUGGUUCUAACAUCUUUGCUUGCUCUCACAGUUCAAGUCUUCUACUUCUCCCCCAUAGACCCUCUUUUGUUUGAACCAACACCUUCUGUAUCUUCAUCCAAAAACAACCAAUUACAGAAUUUGAUUAAACUCGGAGAAGGAUUUUUGAAGCAACCAGAAGAUGUUUGUGUGGAUAAAGAAGGCAUCUUGUAUACAGCUACACGAGACGGUUGGAUUAAGAGAUUGGUUAGGAAUGGAAACUGGGAGAACUGGAAGCAUAUAGAUAGUUCUUCUUUGCUUGGAAUCACAACAUCAAAAGAUGGUGGUCUCAUUGUCUGUGAUGCUACCAUGGGUUUGCUUAAGGUUACAGAAGAAGAUGGUUUCAGUGUUAUCCUUUCACAAGUUAAUGGUUCUCAAUUACUGUUUGCAGAUGAUGUAAUAGAGGCAUCAGAUGGAAAUAUAUAUUUCAGUGUUGCAAGUACAAAAUUUGGUUUACACGAUUGGCAUCUGGAUGUGCUUGAGGCAAGACCUCAUGGAAAACUUUUGAAGUACAAUCCUAUGUUAAAUGAGACAGUUGUUGUUCUUGAUGACUUGGCUUUUGCAAAUGGUGUUGCACUUUCCAAGGAUGAAGAUUAUGUUGUGGUUUGCGAAAGUUGGAAAUUUAGGUGUGUGAGGCAUUGGCUAAAAGGAAUUAACAAAGGCAAAACUGAUAUCUUCAUUGAAAACCUCCCUGGUGGACCUGACAAUAUCAAUCUUGCUCCUGAUGGUUCAUUUUGGAUCGCUUUGGUUCAACAGUUUACUUCUGAGAGACUUGGGUUUGUGCACACCUCUAAGGUGUCCAAACACUUGGUAGCUUCAUUUCCAAGGCUAUUUAAUCUGAUCAAUGGAGCAACAAAGUCAGCAAUGGUUGUAAAUGUUGGAACUGAAGGCAAUAUUAUCAGAAAAUUUGGUGAUAAUGAAGGGAAGGUGAUUAGUUUUUUAACUUCAGCUGUGGAGUUUGAGGAUCAUCUUUACCUAGGUAGUCUUAAUACCGACUUUGUUGGGAAAUUCCCACUGCUGUCAAGUGCAAACUAGUGUUGUUCAGAAUUCAGAAGUGUAUUGAUAUAUAUGGUUUAGACCAAGCACAUCUAGUAGAAUACUAUCCAUGUAAUUUAAAUUUCUGUGUCAAUGAUCUGAAGAAAAAUAAAUGCAAAAUUAGUAUAAAAAAAAUAAGACAGAAAAUCAAUAAGAUGAAAUUAGAGUACCAUCUUUAGUAUUUCUCAAAUCCCCCAAAGUUGGCACUUGAUGCAUAUUGUAACUAAAUCUCAAACAUUAAUAGUGUACAUGCAAGAGUUAAUCUACUGUUUCCUCAUCUUCUUUUCUA
Vicia villosa (hairy vetch) is the source of this 1476-nucleotide messenger RNA. Its product is annotated as protein STRICTOSIDINE SYNTHASE-LIKE 4-like. The coding region runs from base 69 to 1187 and encodes 372 amino acids. Gene Ontology annotation, molecular function: strictosidine synthase activity. NCBI's taxonomy places the organism in Eukaryota, Viridiplantae, Streptophyta, Magnoliopsida, Fabales, Fabaceae. The transcript has 6 exons. The record is from RefSeq and is a predicted model, not a curated record. Gene Ontology annotation, biological process: biosynthetic process.